This is a messenger RNA of Budorcas taxicolor (takin), 4439 nucleotides long. It is a transcript of the gene PTCH1, whose product is annotated as patched 1. Gene Ontology annotation, molecular function: hedgehog family protein binding; smoothened binding; hedgehog receptor activity. Gene Ontology annotation, cellular component: plasma membrane. Gene Ontology annotation, biological process: smoothened signaling pathway. The transcript has 24 exons. The record is from RefSeq and is a predicted model, not a curated record. The coding region runs from base 1 to 4362 and encodes 1453 amino acids. NCBI's taxonomy places the organism in Eukaryota, Metazoa, Chordata, Mammalia, Artiodactyla, Bovidae.
AUGGCCUCGGCUGGUAACGCCGCCGAGCUCCAGAACCGCGGCGGCGGCGGCAGCUGCAGCGGGGCCCCGGGCCGGCCGGCCGGUGGCGGGAGGCGCAGGCGGACCGGGGGACUGCGCCGCAAUGCCGUGCCGGACUGGGACUAUCUGCACCGGCCCAGCUACUGCGACGCCGCCUUCGCUCUGGAGCAGAUUUCCAAGGGGAAAGCUACUGGCCGGAAAGCGCCGCUGUGGCUGAGAGCGAAGUUUCAAAGACUCUUAUUUAAACUGGGUUGUUACAUUCAAAAAAACUGCGGCAAGUUCUUGGUUGUAGGCCUCCUCAUAUUUGGGGCCUUCGCUGUGGGAUUAAAGGCAGCUAAUCUCGAGACCAACGUGGAGGAGCUGUGGGUGGAAGUUGGUGGACGAGUGAGUCGUGAAUUAAAUUAUACUCGUCAGAAGAUUGGAGAAGAGGCUAUGUUUAAUCCUCAACUCAUGAUUCAGACCCCCAAGGAAGAAGGUGCUAACGUCCUGACCACAGAAGCGCUCCGACAGCACCUGGACUCGGCGCUCCAGGCCAGCCGGGUCCAUGUAUAUAUGUAUAACAGGCAGUGGAAAUUGGAACAUUUGUGUUAUAAAUCUGGAGAACUUAUCACAGAAACAGGUUACAUGGAUCAGAUAAUAGAGUAUCUUUACCCUUGUUUAAUUAUUACACCUUUGGAUUGCUUCUGGGAAGGGGCGAAGUUACAGUCUGGGACGGCAUACCUACUAGGUAAGCCUCCUUUGCAGUGGACAAACUUUGACCCUUUGGAAUUCCUAGAAGAGUUAAAGAAAAUAAACUAUCAAGUGGACAGCUGGGAGGAAAUGCUGAAUAAGGCUGAAGUUGGUCAUGGUUACAUGGACCGGCCCUGCCUCAAUCCAGCUGAUCCAGACUGUCCCGCCACAGCCCCCAACAAAAAUACAACCAAACCUCUUGAUAUGGCCCUUGUUUUGAAUGGUGGGUGUCAUGGAUUAUCCAGAAAGUAUAUGCACUGGCAGGAGGAACUGAUUGUGGGUGGCACGGUGAAGAACAGCACUGGGAAGCUUGUCAGUGCCCAUGCUCUGCAGACCAUGUUUCAGUUAAUGACUCCCAAGCAAAUGUAUGAACACUUCAAGGGUUAUGAGUAUGUCUCGCACAUCAACUGGAAUGAGGACAAGGCAGCGGCCAUCCUGGAGGCUUGGCAGAGGACGUAUGUGGAGGUGGUUCAUCAGAGUGUUGCUCAGAACUCCACUCAGAAGGUGCUUUCCUUUACCACGACGACCCUGGAUGACAUCCUCAAGUCCUUCUCUGAUGUCAGCGUCAUCCGAGUGGCCAGCGGCUAUUUACUGAUGCUUGCCUAUGCCUGUUUAACCAUGCUGCGCUGGGACUGCUCCAAGUCCCAGGGUGCCGUGGGGCUGGCUGGCGUCCUGUUGGUUGCACUGUCAGUGGCUGCAGGAUUGGGCCUGUGCUCAUUGAUCGGGAUUUCCUUUAAUGCUGCAACAACUCAGGUUUUGCCAUUUCUUGCUCUUGGCGUUGGUGUGGAUGAUGUCUUUCUUCUGGCGCAUGCAUUUAGUGAAACGGGACAGAAUAAAAGAAUUCCUUUUGAGGACAGGACCGGGGAGUGCCUCAAGCGCACGGGAGCCAGUGUGGCCCUCACCUCCAUCAGCAACGUCACAGCCUUCUUCAUGGCCGCGUUGAUCCCAAUUCCCGCUCUGCGGGCGUUCUCCCUGCAGGCGGCUGUAGUAGUGGUGUUCAAUUUUGCAAUGGUUCUGCUGAUUUUUCCUGCAAUUCUCAGCAUGGAUUUGUAUCGACGUGAGGACAGGAGAUUGGAUAUUUUCUGCUGUUUUACAAGCCCCUGUGUCAGCAGAGUGAUUCAGGUUGAACCCCAGGCCUACACAGAGACUCACGAUAACACCCGCUACAGCCCCCCACCCCCCUACAGCAGCCACAGCUUCGCCCAUGAAACCCAGAUCACCAUGCAGUCCACGGUGCAGCUUCGCACAGAGUAUGACCCCCACACGCACGUGUACUACACCACUGCUGAGCCACGCUCCGAGAUCUCCGUGCAGCCCGUCACCAUGGCUCAGGACACACUCAGCUGCCAGAGCCCCGAGAGCACCAGCUCCACAAGGGACCUGCUCUCCCAGUUCUCUGACUCCAGCCUCCACUGCCUUGAGCCCCCCUGCACCAGGUGGACACUCUCAUCUUUUGCUGAGAAGCACUAUGCUCCUUUCCUCUUAAAACCAAAAGCCAAGGUCGUGGUGAUCUUCCUUUUCCUGGGCCUGCUGGGGGUCAGCCUUUAUGGGACCACCCGAGUGCGUGAUGGGCUGGAUCUUACAGACAUUGUGCCUCGGGAAACUAGAGAAUAUGACUUUAUUGCUGCACAGUUCAAAUACUUUUCUUUCUACAACAUGUAUAUAGUCACUCAGAAAGCAGAUUACCCGAAUAUCCAGCACUUACUUUAUGACCUUCAUAAGAGUUUCAGUAAUGUGAAGUAUGUCAUGCUGGAAGAAAAUAAACAGCUUCCCAAAAUGUGGCUGCACUACUUCAGAGACUGGCUCCAAGGACUUCAGGAUGCAUUUGACAGUGACUGGGAAACCGGGAAAAUCAUGCCAAACAAUUACAAAAAUGGAUCGGAUGAUGGGGUCCUUGCCUACAAACUCCUGGUACAAACCGGCAGCCGUGAUAAGCCCAUUGACAUCAGUCAGCUGACUAAACGGCGCCUGGUGGAUGCAGAUGGCAUCAUUAACCCCAGUGCUUUCUACAUCUACCUGACUGCUUGGGUCAGCAACGACCCUGUGGCUUAUGCCGCCUCCCAAGCCAACAUCCGGCCUCACCGUCCUGAGUGGGUUCAUGACAAAGCCGAUUACAUGCCAGAAACCAGGCUGAGAAUCCCUGCAGCAGAGCCCAUUGAAUAUGCUCAGUUCCCUUUCUACCUCAACGGCCUGCGUGACACCUCGGACUUCGUUGAAGCCAUUGAAAAAGUCAGAACCAUCUGCAAUAACUACACGAGCCUGGGGCUCUCCAGCUAUCCCAACGGCUACCCCUUCCUCUUCUGGGAGCAGUACAUCGGCCUCCGCCACUGGCUCCUCCUGUCCAUCAGCGUGGUGCUGGCCUGCACGUUCCUUGUGUGCGCCGUCUUCCUCCUGAACCCCUGGACGGCAGGGAUCAUUGUGACAGUCUUGGCUUUGAUGACAGUUGAGCUCUUCGGCAUGAUGGGCCUCAUUGGAAUCAAGCUGAGUGCCGUGCCUGUGGUCAUCUUGAUUGCUUCCGUCGGCAUUGGAGUGGAAUUCACUGUUCAUGUCGCUCUGGCCUUUCUAACAGCCAUUGGUGACAAGAACCGCAGGGCUGUGCUUGCCCUGGAGCACAUGUUUGCGCCUGUUCUCGACGGUGCCGUUUCUACUCUACUGGGAGUGCUGAUGCUUGCAGGAUCUGAAUUUGAUUUCAUUGUCAGGUACUUCUUUGCUGUCCUGGCGAUCCUAACAAUCCUGGGUGUUCUCAAUGGACUAGUUUUGCUGCCAGUGCUUUUGUCCUUCUUCGGACCGUAUCCUGAGGUGUCUCCAGCCAAUGGGCUGAACCGGCUGCCCACACCUUCUCCUGAGCCACCCCCCAGCGUGGUCCGGUUUGCUGUACCCGCCGGUCACACAAACAACGGGUCUGAUUCCUCUGACUCGGAGUACAGUUCUCAGACGACAGUGUCAGGCAUCAGUGAGGAGCUGCGGCACUACGAGGCCCAGCAGGGUGUUGGGGGCCCUGCCCACCAAGUGAUCGUGGAAGCCACAGAAAACCCUGUCUUCGCCCGCUCCACUGUGGUCCAUCCUGAACCGAGGCAUCACCCACUCUCAAAUCCUCGACAGCAGUCCCACCUGGACUCAAGGACCCUGUCACCUGGACAGCCAGGACAGCAGCCCAGAAGAGAAACCCCCAGAGAAUGCUUGAGGCCACCUCCCUAUAAACCGCGCAGAGACGCUUUCGAAAUUUCUACUGAAGGGCAUUCUGGCCCUAGCAAUAGGGACCGCACGGGCCCCCGGGGAGCCCGUUCUCACAACCCUCGGCAUCACAACCCAGCGUUCACUGCCAUGGGCAGCUCCAUGCCCAGCUACUGCCAGCCCAUUACCACCGUGACGGCCUCGGCAUCCGUGACUGUUGCCGUGCAUCCUCCCCCCGCCCCUGGGCCUGGGCCCAGUCGGAACCCCCGAAGCGGGCUUUGCCCAGGCUACGAGGACUACCCCGAGACUGACCACGGGCUGUUUGAGGACCCCCAUGUGCCUUUUAAUGUCCGGUGUGAGAGGAGGGAACCCAAGGUGGAGGUCAUUGAGCUGCAGGACGUGGAAUGUGAGGAGAGACGCCAGGGCAGCAGCUCCAACUGAGGGUGAGUAAAAUCUGAAGCAAAGAGGCCAAAGAUUGGAAGCCCCUCCCUACCCCUACCCCACCCCACCAGAACUGC